CCUCCCCGGCUCGUCGCACAGCCCAGUCUGUUUGUAAACUCCCGGCUCUCUCCUACUCCCUCUGCCCUCCCCCCCACAGCCCCUGCGGGAGGGGUGAGGGGUCUUUCAGACGAAAACAAAACCAAAAAAAUAACUAAACAAAACAAAAAACAAAACAACAAAGGAGACAAAGCAACAAAUCGAAAAGAGGAAAGAACGUAGUCGGCAGCGGCGGCAGCAGCGGCGUCAUCGGCGGCUGUGUUUCUGGAGCUCCUGCUGCUUUUCGUCGCGGUGGAGACGACCGCGGUCUGGCUCGUCGAAGCGGCAGCUUCCCCUUUAAUCGCGACCGAGGCUGUUUGUGUUUGUUAAGAGAGGGUAGUGGAGGAGGUGGAAGAGGAGGAGGAGGAGGAGGAGAGAGGUGUGUACCGCUAUCACUGACCAGCCUGCUUCCAGAGCUGUUCUCUCUCUCUCUCUCUUUCACUGUCUCUCUCUCACUGUUUCACCCUCUCUCUCACUGUCUCUCUCACUCAUUCGCGUUUCCUCCUCCACGCUCUCUCCAUACUUCCCCUUGCUCGGGGACAGUCGGCCGCAGCGCCGCGCGUCUCGGACCUCGUAUCUCCUCUUUGGCAUCAUCUCUGAAAGGACAAGGCUGCCUUUUGUUUUGUUUUUUCUUCCCUCCUUUUUCCCUUUUCUUUUUUUUAUUUAAAAGAACGAGCCCACCUUCACAAGCGCCUGGCUGAAAAACCGGGGAAGAGAGAGAGAAAGAGAGCAAGGUCGGGAGAGGCUUAGCGAUGACGAGCGCUCCGGGGAAAGCCGGGAGCGGGUGAAGCAGCGGCACUCGCCUGCUUUCGGACGCCGAGCGCCUGAUGAGAUUCCGCCGUCAUCCCCGCCUCGACGCGGUUCUGUCGGAUUUUCCUGGCGGGAUUUCCGCCGUUCCUCGCCGGGCCACAAGCCUCUGAACGGCACUAACGGGGAGGACCUGAAGAAGGGAAUACUGAUCUCCGAAUCUCCGCUGUAGGAAUUCUUUCAUCUUCCGCCCCGGUUCCGAUACAAAGGCUCACCUCCGUCCCCGUCUGCUUUCGUUUGCCCCACGUCCACGCCAGUGGGGUCGGAUGGAAGUUUAACUGGCCUCUUGGUACUUUUUUCGCCAGUUUCCAUCCGUUACUCUUGUUUCAAGACCGUUGGAGAGAACUUCAGAUUAGCUAGCCGCUGUUUAGUUUACUCCCUUGCCCACCCCACCCCCCCUCAAAUGAUCCUUUUAUCAGCAUAGGUAAACAAAUACCAGCCGGUGGUCUGGAGUUUUUAUUGACUUUCCAAAGAGUGUGCAGUGCUGUUUUUUUUAUUUAUUUUUACAUUUUUUCCAUUCUGUGUGCUUGUUUUCUUAGAUAUCUAGGAGGGUUUUUUUUUUUCCUUUAAAGCUGCGGUUGUUUAUUGUCUGGUCGAGGGUCGCACGUGUUUUUCUUCGCUCGUGUCCUGGCACUCCAUCGGACUGGCAUGCUUUUGAGGCCCACCGUGCCGGGGCUUUGCGCGAUGUUGCAGACGAUUUACGAGACGGAAUCCUGCUUCUCCUCGGACGCCGCGUCCAGCCGGGAGCAGCCCCUUGAGCUGCUGUCCAGGACCCGGGCUCCUGCUACCCCCAGCAGCGUGGAGGUGAAGACGUCUCUCCCGGUGGGGAUGCAGAGCCCGGGCUGUGGGGGGGAGCAGGGCGGGGGCGGUGGCGGGGGCGGGCCGGUGGACCUGCGGACGGACCCGCGGCUGGUGGACCCGGCAGUGCGGGAGCAGCAGCUGCAGCAGGAGCUGCUGCAGCUCAAGCAGCAGCAGGAGCUGCAGAAGCAGCUGCUCUUCGCCGAGUUCCAGAAGCAGCACGAGGUCCUCACCCGCCAGCACGAGGUGCAGCUGCAGGAGCACCUGAAGCAGCAGCAGGAGAUCCUGGCGGCCAAGCGGCAGCAGGAGCAGGAGCAGAAGAGGAAGCUGGAGCAGCAGAGGCACGAGGAGCUGGAGAAGCAGCGGCUGGAGCAGCAGCUCAUCAUGCUGAGGAACAAGGAGAAGGGCAAAGAGAGUGCGAUCGCCAGCACAGAGGUGAAACUGAAGCUCCAGGAGUUUCUCCGCAGUAAAAAAGAGCCGUGCUCCGGAGGACUGAACCAUUCCUUCGCUCAGCAGUGCUGGGGCGCUCACCACACCUCUCUGGACCAGAGCUCCCCCCCACAGAGCAACACUCCUGGGACACCCCCCUCUUACAAACUGCCCCCCCUGCUGGGCUCUUACGACAGCAAGGACGACUUCCCCCUGCGAAAAACAGCCUCGGAGCCCAACCUGAAGGUACGCUCGCGGUUAAAGCAGAAGGUGGCGGAGAGGCGCAGCAGCCCGCUCCUCCGGCGGAAGGACGGCACCGUCAUCAGCACCUUCAAGAAGAGGGCCAUCGAGAUCACAGUGUCGUCCAUGUGCAGCAGCGCCCCCGGCUCCGGACCCAGCUCCCCCAACAGCUCCAACACCGCCAUCGCCGAGAACGGAGGCGGUGGCUCCGUGCCCAACAUCCCCGCGGAGCAACUGCGCUCACAUCACCAGAUGAUGAACACUGACGGGACGGCCAGCCAGCUGAGCCUCUACACCUCCCCCUCGCUUCCCAACAUCUCGCUGGGCCUUCCUGCCAACGCACACAUCACCGCUCCACAGAAGCUGUCGGCGCAGCAGGAGGCUGAGCGUCAGGCCAUCCAGACGAUGCGACAGGGUGGGGCGCUGACGGGGAAGUUUGUGAGCACCUCCUCCCUGCCGGCCUGCCUCCCCCCUGGGGUGGCCCUGGACGCCGAGGCCCCCAGCACCAACAGCCACAGCCCCUCGUCCCUGCUGCAGCACGUGCUGCUGCUGGAGCAGGCUCGCCAACAGAGCGCGCUGCUCGCAGUGCCCAUCUACGGCCAGUCGCCGCUGGUGACGGGCGAGCGGGUCUCCACCAGCAUGCGCACGGUCAACAAGCUGCCUCGCCACCGGCCGCUGAGCCGCACCCAGUCGGCCCCCCUGCCCCAGAGCCCCCAGGCCCUGCAGCAGCUGGUCAUGCAGCAGCAGCACCAGCACUUCCUGGAGAAGCAGAAGCAGUACCAGCAGCACAUCCAGCUCAACAAGAUCCUGUCCAAGGGUAGCGAGCUGCCCCGCCAGCCCCCCACCCACCCCGAGGAGACGGAGGAGGAGCUGACGGAGACGGCGGAGAUGCAGGAGGAGAGGGGGGAGGGGCCGGAGCGGAAAGGGGAGGGGCUUCUCAUCGAGCGGCUGCAGGAGAGCCUGCGGGAGGCCACGCCCCCUCCGGAGCGGCCCGUCGCCCCCAAGGGCGGCAGCACGGAGAGCGAGGUGGAGGAGGAGGAAGAGGAGGACGAGGCCAUCGAGCUGAGAGAGUGUGAUGAAGAGGCCGGUCUGUAUGGCCAGUUCUCAGACCAGCCACACCUGCAGCAGCUAAACGUGUUCCAGGCAUCCCUGUCCAUCACCGGCAUGCCCCACAGACCCCUGGGAAGGGCUCAGUCCUCCCCUGCCACAGCCAGUCUCAAGGGCGCCCCCACUGGUGAACCACCCGUCAAGCACCUCUUCACAACAGGGCUGGUGUACGACACCUUCAUGCUGAAGCACCAGUGCAUGUGCGGCAACACGCACAUCCACCCGGAGCACGCCGGCCGCAUCCAGAGCGUCUGGUCCCGCCUGCAGGAGACCGGGCUGCUGGGCCGCUGUGAGCGCAUUCGGGGCAGGAAGGCCACGCUGGACGAGAUCCAGACGGUCCACUCGGAGCACCACACCCUCCUGUACGGAACCAGCCCACUCAACCGGCAGAAGCUGGACAGCAAGAAGCUCUUAGGUCCGAUCAGCCAGAAGAUGUACGCGCUGCUGCCCUGUGGAGGCAUCGGGGUGGAUAGUGAUACGGUGUGGAACGAGAUGCACUCGUCUGGCGCCGUGCGGAUGGCCGUGGGCUGCGUCAUAGAACUGGCCUUCAAGGUGGCCGCUGGGGAGCUCAAGGUGAGAGUGUGCACCCACCCACCCCCCAGGAAAGACCCUCCCUCUGUCUGGGUUUCCAUUAGAGGUAGUGCUGUCCACUCUCCAGAGAACGGUUUUGCGGUGGUGCGACCUCCGGGCCAUCAUGCAGAGGAGUCCACUGCCAUGGGCUUCUGUUUCUUCAACUCGGUGGCCAUCACAGCCAAGCUGCUGCAGCAGAAACUGAGCGUGGGGAAGGUCCUGAUUGUGGAUUGGGACAUUCACCAUGGUAACGGUUCCCAGCAGGCCUUCUACAACGACCCCAAUGUCCUCUACAUCUCCCUGCAUCGCUACGACGACGGAAACUUCUUCCCUGGCAGCGGGGCGCCGGAAGAGGUGGGGGCGGGUCCAGGAGUGGGUUUCAACGUGAACAUCGCGUGGACGGGGGGCGUGGAGCCACCGAUGGGGGACGUGGAGUAUCUGACGGCCUUCAGGACUGUGGUGAUGCCCAUCGCAAACGAGUUCUCCCCCGACGUCGUGCUGGUGUCGGCCGGGUUCGACGCUGUGGAGGGUCACCAGUCUCCUCUGGGUGGAUAUUCUGUCACCGCCAAGUGUUUUGGUCACCUGACCCAGCAGCUGAUGACGUUAGCGGGCGGUCGCGUGGUCUUGGCGUUAGAGGGAGGUCACGACCUCACCGCCAUCUGUGACGCAUCGGAGUCCUGUGUCUCCGCCCUCCUCGGAGAAGAGCUGGACCCCCUGCCGGAGGCCGUCCUGAAGCAGAGGCCCUGUCCGAAAGCGGUGGCGUCCCUGGAGAGGGUCAUCGAGAUACAAAGUAAGCACUGGAACUGCGUGGAGCCGCUGGCCCCCACCGUGGGGCAGUCCCUGAUGGAGGCGCAGCACCGGGACAAGGAGGAGGCCGAUACCGUCACCGCCAUGGCCUCCCUCACCGUGGACAACGAGCAGGGCGUCGCCACAGAGCCCAGGAGGCCUACUGAGGAGCCAAUGGAGGAGGAGCCUGUGCUGUAGGGAGGCGUGGCCACUGUUUUUCGGUGAACCUUUUGCUUCCGCGCCAUUGGCGAGCCUCCCCACCAAAACCCCCACCCCCCACUGCCUCCCUCACCGAAACCCCGCCUGUUUCUCUCCGCUUGACGGACACGUGCCAGACCCCGCCCACCCCCCUGACCCGAGGGCAGCGAGGGGGGGGGGGGAGACGGGCGGAGGAGACUGAGGAGGCGAGCGGACCCCGGCAGAGGGGCGGACGAGCAGAAAGAAGCGGGACCUUCGUUUGCCGUUUGGUUUUUCGGCAGGGGGUAAAGAGGCCGACGGUGUGAGUCGGCCAAGCAGCGGAAACCGCAGCAGCUGUACUUUUAAAGUGGAAAGGUCUUUCCUUGGACACUGUUGUGUUUGGUUUUUUUGUGUGCUUGAAGUCAAACGACAGCAAGCGAGAGCACUUCAACACCCACACACCGUACCCCUAGAGGGAGGAACUAAAACCUGUUUUAAUUAGUCAAAAUCAAUGACUUUCUCUCCCUCGUGAGUGUCUGAUUUCCUGUUCUGUUCACUUCUGUUUGCUGGUGUAACUGUCUGUCUGUUCAAUAAUCUGGGAAGAAGCACACAAACAUAUAUGUACAGAAUAUAAGUACAUGCAUUGGCUUAUAUAUGUGGUUUUGUGUGUGCUGCAUACACAAAGUUGCACAUGCAGGAGACCCUGGACCAGGAAUAAGAAAGUCCACAUUUACUGUACAGUCCUGUACCAACAGGAAAUGCUAACUUGCAAAAGGGUUUUGUUUCUCAAUAUGCGAACAGUCACAUUUAAAAUAUAUCAAAAACAUAAUGCAAUAAAAACACUUAUUCAUAUUUGUACUUAAGUAGUGACACGAUAAACAAGAGUUUAAUGCGUAUAACUGCAUAAUAAUGGGUGUGAUGUGGGGAGUACAACCCAAAAGUACUGAAGACCCUGAAUUGCAAGUCCAGGACUGGCAUGGGUCUACUGUGUACAUAUAGAUACAUAUACUGUAUAUUUGUUCAGUCUGUCUCACAACUACUGUGGUUGAGUAUGGAAUCAGAUUGAGGUUUAGCUGGGACUACGGUGACUUCACAGAUCUUCAGGAGAGGCCUGUUGCUCAAGUUGCUUUUUUUGUUUAAAGACCCAGCUCCCUCUGUCCUAGUUGUCCGUGGGUCAGUGUUUUCGGGCUUCAUUUUGUGCCCCCCCUCCUCACGCUCGCACUCUUUUACCCAUACCAUCACUACUAUCGUAAAGGCAGCCCCCAGCAGCGCUCAGGAGGAGGAUUUCAAAAUAGCAGAUUGGGUCGAUUUCCCGCAACGAUUUUCUCCCUCGUAGAAAAUGACCGUUUUGAAGAGAGACGGGAGCGGACGUUACGCAAGAAGAACUCGGUGCCUUUUUAUGAAAAAUAAAAAUGAAAAAAAGGAGAAGAGUAGGAAUUUUUUUUGAAAACAAUCAGCGAAUCCACCUGUCACUUUCAUUUUCGUGGAAACAUGCCUUAAUUUCCUCAGAAAUAAUGCACCAUUUUGGCGACUACAAGAGAAUUGUGGUGUUUCUUUCCUCUCCACUGUCCUCCAUCUCUCUUUUUUCCUCUCUUCCUCCUCCUCUGUUUCUGUCACCAGUGGAGGAGUGGUUAGAGAAUGUAAAGCACCAGGUCAGAGGUCAUCUUGGGAGAAUUCACACACCUGAUGGAGAGAUUGUGUAACUGUGAGGAACUUUUGUGACAUGGUGACCAACUCUUUUCAGAUGUAAUAAUUCAUUUGUAAAUAAUUUAUUCACAUUUCUCACUCACAAAUGAUGCUGUCUGACAUUUUUUGGGUGGGAGGGGGCCACCCUUGUUUUUUGUUUUGUGGGGAGCAACAUACUAUUGUUAUAGACAGUAUUAACCCUAUGGUGUAGGCUUUACAUGUUAAAGUAUUAUUUAAGUAUAAGAGAGCAUAUACACAAAUUAAUUUUAUCUUUAAUUGACAGUUGUGUUUGCGUGAGAAGGCAGGAAGUGCUUUUUCAAGAGCUAACAGGAUUUUUAUGUCAUUCUCAACUAAAUUAACUUGGUAGUUCUGUUGAUGAUGUACACUUUUAUACAGAAAAGUUCACUACAACAUUAAACAGAUGAUUUACACUACACCACCCUAUCACAAAGUGGUAGACCACAUCACAGUAAUUUAAUAAUUUCCUUUCAUUGGUUUUUCCAAUCCAUGGGCCAUGAUUACUUUAUUUCUCAGUGUAGUUUUUGUCAUGGCUUCUCAUUUCAGCAUCAUUCAUGUACAAUCCAAAAUACUUAGCUUGACCACAACAACAGAAAUUCUGGUUAUGCUAUUUCCUGUGUUCACUUCAAAAUGUUGAAUUGUAUACCUCUGGGUCCCCUAACAUUUCUUUUUUUAAUGUGUGUAAUGUUCAACUUUGUCUAGAAGAACAAUGAGCUUCUCAAUAUCUUUAAGGAUCUCUUCUUGCUUUUUGUUGAUAUUUUUACUAUUGAAAAUGAUUCGAAAAACUGUGUAGGAGUAUUGGACAUGUCUGCCAUAGAAUUCAAAUUUAAACGUUGUGUACCUAGCCCACCCACCUACCAGUGCUCCUCUGUACUACAGUUUGCAGCUGCACAACUCCCUAAAAAUGCACAUUUAAAUUGUCCAGAUUUUUUAAAUGAAUAUGAGAUUUGUGCCAAAACCAUAACUAUACCCACCCUUUGUUUCUAUGUGUUGAUUUACAAUUUGAGUCUUUGAAUACAGAAAACAUGGUUACUGGUCCCCCAAAAAUGUAUCCAAUGUUCCCUUCACAGGAAGACUCACAGCAUAUGUGCCUGUUGUCAUUAUAAACACCAAGGCCAUUUGAAUAAAACCCAAAAGAAGCGUUCCACUUAGGAAAAAUGUAAUCAAUUUGGAUAAGUCUUUCUGUAGCCCCUAUAUUUUUUAAUGUGUAAUAAUGUCUACUGUGUCUGGAUUUGCUAUGGAAUAUUAAUUGAGCUAUGUUUGUUUUGACAUGUAACAGUGACCAUUGAUAUUCAUGAAUAGGUUCAUUACACCCACAUUUUUCUGUUAAUGCCAUUGCUUAUGUUGUAUUUAAUUGAGGAGUUUCUCUGAUGUUCCUUUUGCCAUUUUGGUUUGAAACCAGUGGUCUGAAAAUUGAAGAAAACUGAUUUUUUAACAGUUUGUUGGAGUUAUCGGGAGGAAAGAAUUAUAUAAAACCAAGAAAGAAGUGACUGUCGUAUGAAUGUUUUGUUUUUUUUCCUUGGCGCACAUUUUGAAACUGUCAAAUUACAUGAAAAUUACAACACAACAAAAAUAAAUGGGCAUUGCAGUUUUUACCAAAUACUGAAAUAUGUCCAUGUAUGUGUAUAAUAUCAACUUCACCAUUGAAAAUAGCUUUACUGUUGUGGCCACCCUAUUUUACUAUUCAGUAAAUAUGUAUAUUUAUUGAUAUUUCAUAUAUUGUGUAUACUGGUAUUCGUGAUCGAUGAUGGUUAAAAUUGAAAAAAAAAACAUUGUAUAUUUUUGACUUUGGAAAGAGAGGUCUGUUUCAUACAUUGUCCUACCACCGCUUUGGUGUUUGAAUAUCCAUACUCUGUGGCUGGAUUUUGAAUAUGUGACCAUCUUACACCAUAUAUUUUGAAUAUAUACAUUUUUGGUCAUAUUAAAAUGCAGAUGUUUGAAAUUAUCAAAGCACAUUCCUCAAAAGUCUUGUGUUCUUUCAAAUGCUUUCCUGUUGCAAUUACAAUUAAUGUGUACGCUACUAUACACGUGUAUAUAAAUGCAUAUAUAUGUACACAUGUGCAAUACACACUAUUUUAGCAAUCUAUUACUGUGAAUACUAUUGAUGAAGAUCACUGUCCUUUUUAUUUCUCCCUGUUCUGUUGUUUUUAUAAUUGCAGUGUGCAGAGGUGCAGAGGUGCAAUUGCAGCCAGGAUCUUAAAGGGAAUGUCUUGUUAUCGUAUUUUUUUUCUGGGUGUGUGUAUAUUUUAAAACCCUUUUUUAUUCUUCUCAUUGUAAUGUUGUGACUUAAUUCUUUUUUUAAGUGGCCCUGUAGUUUCAUUUGUCUGAAACUCAAUAAAGUGAAUCACUGCUACAAUACAGAGAUAAACAAUA
Anguilla rostrata (American eel) is the source of this 9009-nucleotide messenger RNA. It is a transcript of the gene hdac5, whose product is annotated as histone deacetylase 5. The record is from RefSeq and is a predicted model, not a curated record. Bases 1474 to 4953 code for a protein of 1159 amino acids. Lineage: Eukaryota; Metazoa; Chordata; Actinopteri; Anguilliformes; Anguillidae. Gene Ontology annotation, molecular function: histone deacetylase activity. Gene Ontology annotation, biological process: negative regulation of transcription by RNA polymerase II. The transcript is spliced from 25 exons.